CGCCCCUGGCUGCCUUAGGCUGGGAGAGCGGCUGUGCCCGCGCUGCUGCCUGCCGAGCUCGUGCCGACGCCGCUGCCGGGGAGCGGGCGGAGCGCGGGAGCCGCCGCCGUCGGGGUUGAUUUUUUUUAUCUUCUGUUUUGAGGAUGACACCAAAACACGAAAAACAGGAAUUUGUAACUGUCCUGGUACGGGACCCUAGGAUACAGAAGGAAGACUCUUGGCAUUCACACAUAAACUAUGAAAUAUUCAUUCAUACAAAUAGCAUGUGCUUUACAAGGAAAACAUCUUGUGUUAGACGACGCUUUCGAGAAUUUGUAUGGCUGCGACAGAGACUUCAGAAGAAUGCUGUGCUACUCCAAUUACCUGAACUUCCAUCUAAAACUCCCUUUUUUAAUAUGAAUAAUCCCCAUCACGUGGACCAUCGUCGACAGGGCCUACAAGAAUUUCUUGAGAAGAUCCUACAAAAUGCAUUAUUGCUUUCGGACAGUAGACUUCACCUCUUCUUACAGACUCAGCUAAGUCCAGAAGAUAUUGAGGCUUGUGUAUCUGGACAGACAAAAUAUUCUGUUGCUGAUGCAAUUCAUAAGUUUGCCUCUUUGAAACGACGUUUUCCUAUUGAAGAUGAAGAGAGAAAAAGAGGGAAAAAUGAGGCAGAUUCUGAUUCAGAGAGUUCAUCCUCUGGGCUUGGACACAGUAGUGAUGACAGCAUUUCACAUGGAUGUAAAGCAAGCACAGUCCCUGAAGAAUCCUGAAAAAUCACUUGUAUAUUGCCAUCCUAAGACCUGCAAAAUAAUGUUCUCUCAAUUUUCAAACCAUAGCUUUGAAACUGUUUCUUUGUUGCUUUUAUUAAAUUGCACUGAUUUAUUUUUACGUUGCCUAUUACAUUUAGGUUUAUGCAGCCAUUAAAAUCUUGACAAAUAUUGGGCUAGUGGUGUUCUAUUGCCAUAUAUGGCUGAUAAAAUAUUUCCCUGGGUGACGAUGUAUUUUAGAUCUUAAAAAAUAAAGGUAUUUUACAUUAGUUUAAAAGUGGUGUAUCAAAUGAAAAUAUACUCAAAGCAACUUUGUGUACUUUAUACCAGAGAAGUUUCACUCUAAACAGUUGUGUGACAUUGGUAAUGAAGUUUUAUAUAGACCACAAGGUAUUAACUUUUUAAAAUAGCAUGGUGACUUGAGGAAAACAGAAUCUGUACUAUUUGUUGCUGACAAUUGGAGAUAUAGGCUGAGGGAAGAUCGUCUUUCUCCAAUGUUUAUGGAAAACUUGCUCUUAUUAUGCACAAGAGCCAGAUUCCAACAUUUUCAAACAUAGAUGCCUAAAGUUAGGCACAUAAAUAAAUGUGACAUGAUUUCAAGGGGUGCUGAAAACCUUCAGCUCUCAUGGAAGGUAGUGGGAGUUAUGGUUGCUCUCUCCCUGCAAAAAUCAUGUGUAAAAUCUGGCCCCACUGAAGUCAAUAGGCAUUUUGCACUGACUUCGACAGAGUCAACAUUUCACUCUAGGUAUCUAACUUUAGGGACCUAUGUUUGAAAAUGUUAGCUAAGUGUUCUAGGUUAACAUUUUAAAUGAAGUGAAACUGUCUUUCCGAAAGGAUGAUAGUCACAUAGAUAUAACACAUUGUUCAAAUGUAGAACUCUAAGCUAUUGGGUACAAACUGAAAUGAAUGGAGUUUUUAAUUUCACUUUUACUGUAGUAAAAACAUUGAAAUAUUGACUUUUUCACAAAUAGCAGGCUUGAACACAACUUUUUAACCACAAACAUUUGUUAUAAUCUACUUUGCUCUUUAUAGCAGCAACUAUGAGUUAGCUUGUCCCAGAGCCUGUCAAUAGAAAAUGUUUCAGUGUUUGUUUAUAUUUGACGUUUAACUGCUAUUAAAGACAAGGUAGUGGGCCUGAUCCUGUUCUAUUGAAAUAAUGGCAAAACUCCUCCGGAUUUCAGUGCUGCAAGUUCAGGUCCAGUAUGGAUUUUUGUCUCUGACAAAGAUACAGUAGUUAGUAUCUUUUAACCUGUGAAUUACACAGAAACAAUAUAUAAUUAAUUGGCCAGCUAAUAAAAGUUAGUGCGGAUGUGUUUUUAAAGCAUCCUCCUGGGAAUCUGUUUAGUUUUAGAAAGGUGUGUCUUAAGAGCUUGAGGAUAACAUUUCAUCUUUUAGGUAAUUAUUCUGAACCAGUUUUCUCUUCAAGGUAGCACUUUCAUAAGAUAAAAAUCUGUUUCUUUUGCUCAGUUUUGUUGAAUUGCACAAAUAUGUCUAGUCACCAUCUCUGCUUGUGUGUAGAAGGGUCAACAAAAUAUUUUCAUAUAACAGCACUAACAUUAAUUAAAGUAACAAGUUAUCAUGGCAAGAUAACUUCUAUUGCAAAGUGCAGACUUUUUGGGGGCGGGGAAGAUGUUGCCUCAUUGAUAGACUUAUUAUUUAGCAAAGCUGCCCAUAACAUCAGCAAAAAAAUCUUGAAAUGAACAAAAACUGAGAAUGGGAUAAUUUUUUAGAGAAGGAAAUUAUCAUUUUGUUUUACCAUACUAUAGUAUUGGGUUUUUUUAUUUAAAUGUUGAGCUAGAUCAUUGAAUGCACUUUACACUUUGUGGCCUGCUAACACAUAUCCUGACUGUCUGUUUAAAUGUAAGAGUUGGAGAACCUUUGUGACUACUUAUUAUAAUUCAGGGAUCUUGUCUUUUGUGUAUUAAGGAGAUUUUGCAAAGCAGCCUGUUUCAGUGAUAAAUACUUGGGAUUCAUCAUAAUUGUAUUAUUAUUAACUUUAUCAUACUCUUCACAAGUUAGAUCUGUGCUCUAAAAUCUGUUCCAUUAUCAUCAUCUUGUCCUGCAUGGAAAUUUAUUUAAAAUGUUACUCUUUUGAGUUCUCUGUAUACCUAGUAUUAGUGAAAAUGUUCGUGUUAAAUGAUAAUGAAGAAUACUCUGUUCUAGGGUUUAUUUACCAAGAAAAAACAAUUGUAAAUGUUUUAGGAUAUGUUUCUUAUUUUGUGAAAUUUAAAUAUAAAACUUCUUAAAAUUUU
This is a messenger RNA of Mauremys mutica (yellowpond turtle), 3001 nucleotides long. RefSeq names its product sorting nexin 10 (gene SNX10). The record is from RefSeq and is a predicted model, not a curated record. The coding region runs from base 144 to 752 and encodes 202 amino acids. Gene Ontology annotation, molecular function: phosphatidylinositol binding. Gene Ontology annotation, biological process: intracellular protein transport. Lineage: Eukaryota; Metazoa; Chordata; Testudines; Geoemydidae. The transcript has 7 exons.